AUUGCUUAGUAGUUAUUUAGUUGCGGCCACGAAAUGUUGCGCUUCAGAAACAAGUGAAAAUCGUAGAGAAUUAAUGAAAUUAAAUACUUAGUAAUUAUUAUGCACAUUCAGACCCACAAAGUGGCAUUUAGUGGUGGUGAAAUUGACGUCGAAGAAAUUUUUUUGUUUUUAACAUUUCGUUGUUUGCUUUUAGGCGUAUAAAGUGAGAAACUUUCUGCAAAUAAAAAAUAUGCAAAAAGCGAAAAAACACUUCCGCAAAUUUUUGUAUACAAAGUUUUUCGGUCAAUAUAUCAAAUAUUAGCACUCCUUAAAUGUGUAUAUACACUCAUACACACAUAUACAUAUGUCUGUAUGUAAGAGGCAUUUUGCUUUGUGUACACAACAUGAAGGAAGAACUAUGACAGUGUUUUGCUCAAAAAACGGCAACAAUUAUUAAACUUGAAUUCAUUGCAACAUUACUUGCAACAUCACCUGACCUAUCGGUGAAUAACGCUGCGGAGAAGUGGCGGUGGCAACUACCAGAAGAAAAAAAGUAAUAUAGAGCAAUUGUAGUAAACGGUGUGACUAAGGAUGCUUAUACUCGUGCAUAUAUACAGUUAUGAUGUUCAUAUAAGCGUAUGUUGCCAGUGUGCUCCCUUCCGUUUCCACUAAACGUCAAGCUGACACUGAAAUGGAAAGGAUCAUGACCCAAUUUUGAUAAGCACGAAAGAAAAGACAAACAAGUUGACAGUAAUAGGAAUAUAAAAAACAGCACCCAAAUGAUAUUUGGUGAGCUAAAAAUAAGAGAAGUAAGAAAAAAGUUGUCGGAAAGUGGCACAACAAAAGUGUAAAAUAAUAAUUACUAUGUAAACUUCAGAAACGGUAAAUUUAACUUACUCUUGUUAAUCUCCCACCAAAUGCCAAAAAGAAAAAAACAAAAACUAACGAAAUUAUAAAAGAAAAAUAGUUUAGUAAAAAUUUAUUUAAAUUAAUUGAAAAUUAACGGCGAAAAUUACUAAAAGUACAAAACACACUCGAAAAAACACAAAAACAAAAAUCAAAUUCAACCCUACAACGUCAAAGUCACCCUUUGGUGGAGCCGUGAAUCCUUUUUGAUUGUGCAACAAAGCCACUGUAAUGCAUAGAGUAAUUACAGUUUCGAAUCCAUACUAGUGCAGCUAAUUAUACAUAAGCCAACCGCAAUUAAAAGUAACAACAAUAACAAAAUGCUGUAGUGCAACUGCUCGCUUGUCACGCUAGCGGUUGGAAAAGCAGUCGAUCAAAUAAUAUUUGUUGCUCCUUCGAGUUGGUUCCGUUGCCGGUUUUAGCACGCAAGCUCGACUUAUUUAAACACACAAACAUCCAUUCACAUAUAAGUACAUAUAAAUAUAUAUAUAAUAUAUAUAUUGGUUAUACGCUUCCAAUUAUGCUGCCUUGGUGGUGUUAUUUGCUGAUUACUGGGCUAGUGCUCUAUGCCCUCUUCGAACUUCAUUACUUCCUGCGUAUGUGCCUUUGUGUGAUUCUGGCGCGCUUCGUCAAGCGAAAGUGCCAUAUUUUGGAGACGACCACAGUUGCUGGCCUCUGCCUCACCAAUGACAUCGAUUGGCUGCUCUAUCACAUGAACAAUGCGCGCUAUUUGCGAGAAUUGGAUUUUGCACGCGUGGAUUUCUACGAGCGCACAGAUUUGUAUCGCACCAUAAAACGGAAAGGUGGCUCAGUUUUUCAGGGGGCAGCUACCAUACGUUAUCGGCGAUUUAUCAGACCCUAUCACCGUUUUCACAUACAAUCGCGCAUCAUCUACUGGGACGAACAAUCCGUUUACAUGGAGCAUCGUUUCGUGCGACCCUCCGAUCAAUUCGUGCACGCCAUUGCAAUUUGCCGGCAGCGCAUCGUCGAUUGCUCAGCGGAGGAGGUGAUGAAUGACCUGCUGGCACCCAAAAGUAUGCAACUGCAAGCGUCGCACAACACGGUUAGCUCCACAGUGAGCCUGGACAAUAGUGCGGUGACCACAACAAAUCUGGAUGUGGCCGAGAAUGGGCAGACGCGCGUAAAGUUGAAACCCGAUGUGCCGCCGGAGAUACAAAAGUGGAUUGAAUACAAUGAUUUGUCAAGCAAAAAUUUACGCUCGAAUUGCUGAUAGUUGCGGAGUCGAAAUGCUGAGUGCUUUGCUUAUGAUUAUGAAUGUCUAAAUACUCGUAUAAAACCUUAUACAUACGUACAUACAUAUGUAACUGCACUUAUUAUAUAUCAAAGAUAUGCCUAGAAGAAAGAAUUAUUUAUUUUUUGAGCUCAUUGAAGUAUGAAAAGUCUUUAAGAAAAAUAUUUAAUUAAGUUUUUAGUUAAUCAAUUUUUUUAUAGUCGGAUUACAUAUGUACAUCUAUGAAGCGCUAAAGCGAAAGUGUAUGCCAAUCUUUAAAAUAACCUACCUUUACUACUCGUAUGUGUAAAUGUGUGUAAAAGAAUACAAGUAAAUUUGUAGAACAAUA
Messenger RNA from Bactrocera oleae (olive fruit fly), 2465 nucleotides. The record is from RefSeq and is a predicted model, not a curated record. NCBI's taxonomy places the organism in Eukaryota, Metazoa, Arthropoda, Insecta, Diptera, Tephritidae.